ACACGGCGACGCGUCUCGACGCGCGACGGCGACGGCGCGAGCGACGGCGCGAGCGACGGCGACGAUCGACGCGCGACGCGCGCGCGCGAGCGAACAUGGGCCAGGGACAGAGCGCGGACGGCGGCGACGGCGCCGACGGACGCCACGGCCGGGGCAAGAAGAAGGAAAAGAAGAAGUACGUCCCGCCCGCGCCGCCGAUGCGCGUGGGAAAGAAGAAGAAGAAGACCGGGAUCGAGGGCAGCACGCGAUUGCCGAACGUCGCGCCGCAGUCGAAGUGUAAGCUGCGGAUGCUGAAGCUGGAGCGGGUGAAGGAUUAUUUGCUGAUGGAGGAGGAGUUCGUGGGGAAUCAGGAGCGGUUGAAGCCGCGAGAGGAGCGGGACGAGGACGAGCAGAGCAAGAUUGACGAGAUGCGGGGGGCGCCGAUGAGCGUGGGGUCGUUGGAGGAGAUCAUCGAUGACACGCACGGGAUCGUGUCGUCGUCGAUCGGGCCGGAGUAUUACGUGAACAUCGCGUCGUUCGUGGACAAGAGUCAGCUCGAACCGGGGUGCGCGGUGCUGUUGCAUCACAAGAAUUCUGCCGUCGUGGGGACUCUGGCGGACGACGUCGAUCCCAUGGUGAGCGUGAUGAAGGUUGAUAAGGCGCCGUUGGAGUCGUACGCCGAUGUUGGGGGAUUAGAGGAUCAGAUUCAAGAGAUCAAGGAAGCCGUGGAGUUGCCGCUGACGCACCCCGAACUGUACGAAGACAUCGGCAUCAAGCCGCCGAAAGGGGUGAUCUUGUACGGAGCUCCGGGAACUGGGAAGACGCUGUUAGCUAAGGCGGUGGCGAACUCAACGAGCGCGACUUUUUUGCGCAUCGUUGGAUCUGAAUUGAUUCAAAAAUACUUGGGCGACGGCCCGAAGCUCGUGCGCGAGCUCUUCCGCGUCGCCGACGAGAUGAGUCCCUCUAUCGUUUUCAUGGAUGAGAUCGACGCCGUCGGUACGAAGCGAUACGAUUCUCAAUCGGGCGGCGAGCGCGAGAUCCAACGUACGAUGUUAGAGUUACUGAACCAGAUGGAUGGUUUUGACUCGCGCGGCGACGUCAAGGUCAUCAUGGCUACGAAUAGAAUCGAAUCGCUCGACCCCGCGCUCUUACGCCCGGGUCGAAUAGAUCGAAAGAUUGAAUUCCCUUUACCGGACGUCAAGACAAAGCGACACAUUUUCAACAUUCACACCGGGCGCAUGAACCUUUCCGCCGACGUACAGUUGGAGGAAUUUGUCAUGGCCAAGGACGAACUCUCGGGCGCCGACAUCAAGGCGCUUUGCACCGAAGCCGGUUUGCUCGCCUUACGUGAGCGCCGAAUGCAAGUAACGCACGCCGACUUCAGCAAGGCUAAAGAAAAGGUUUUGUACAAGAAGAAGGAAGGCGUGCCGGAGGGAAUGUUUACGUGAUUAGAACCGUUUUAGGAG
Ostreococcus lucimarinus CCE9901 is the source of this 1445-nucleotide messenger RNA. RefSeq lists its product with no specific name. The record is from RefSeq and is a predicted model, not a curated record. NCBI's taxonomy places the organism in Eukaryota, Viridiplantae, Chlorophyta, Mamiellophyceae, Mamiellales, Bathycoccaceae. The coding region runs from base 96 to 1427 and encodes 443 amino acids. The transcript has a single exon. Gene Ontology annotation, molecular function: proteasome-activating activity; ATP hydrolysis activity; ATP binding. Gene Ontology annotation, biological process: proteasome-mediated ubiquitin-dependent protein catabolic process. Gene Ontology annotation, cellular component: proteasome regulatory particle, base subcomplex.